Molecule: messenger RNA, 900 nt
Organism: Branchiostoma floridae (Florida lancelet)
Lineage: Eukaryota; Metazoa; Chordata; Leptocardii; Amphioxiformes; Branchiostomatidae
Exons: 6
Coding region: 7-900 (297 amino acids)
Molecular function (GO): zinc ion binding
Source: RefSeq, a predicted model, not a curated record
UGCAUUAUGGUCGCCCUGGGGGACAAGAAUAUCACCCAGAGCAGAGAGAAGAUGGCGGCGUCGGGCAGCAACACGUGCGACGGCGACCUUGAGUUCGAUAAGUGGAAUAUACAGGAGUUAAAAUUAUUUCUGUCGAACCGAGAAGUCCCAUCAAGUGACAAAAACAAACAUGAACUUAUUCGUCUAUGCAAGAAGGCGCAGCUUUUGUCUCUACCAAAGGGAUCGGGAAUCAGUGACCCCGGCCACACCCGAUACAUCGAGCAAAAACUGAUCUUGGAUGGGCCUUAUAAGGUUACCAAAUCCUUCUUCUUCGUCUUUGGCAGCAGGCAAGAAAACAAGGAUAUGAACAUCAAAACAGCGGGAAAGGAGGCGCUGCGAGACGGAAAAAGUCUGCACCUCUCUGGGCACGUGUGCAAUCUGCAAGUCCAUGGAGUACACGUGGACAGCCCGUACUGUUUCAUCCGCUGCAAAGCUGUCAGGGAGACAAGUGUCUCACUGCCUCCAUACGACACAUGGAUAAUUGUACACAAGAGAAGAAACAUCAUUGUUGAUGGCUACUGUUCCUGUCCUGGAGGUAUUCAAGGGACCUGCAAGCACAUUGCAGCGCUGUGUCACACUGUUAUUGAAACAGUUGCCAGAGGUGAUAACAAAGCAGUGACUGAGAAAGUCCAAGCCUGGCAUGCACCAUCGAAGAAGCCACAUAAGCCAGACUUCGUAAAGGACAUAACCAUCCGAAAAGUCAAAGGUGAUUGUGGACUGGAAGAAGACAGCAACCACACAAAACGUACAAGAUACAACAAUGAUCCCAGGGCAGUUGAGGACAGACAGGACAAGACUCUCCAGGACCUGGAGUUAGAGGGACUCAGGGUGGCAACAAAUGCAUCUCCUGAGAGGAUAUAG